AUGAAAAGUAGCCCCAUUCGUAAAUAUGAGAAUUUCUCCAACGACCAUCAAGGGAAGGACACCGACAAAUAUUCGCUAGAUAGCCAAGACACCGCUAGUUUGCAUUCGGAGGAGGGGGGUGGGAGGCGCGGCGUGAUUGACGUGAGCGCCGGUGCCGGUGACAUGUGGAUCAGCGCCGUUGAGAGUUCUAUCCUGUCAUGGGAGGAGGUGGCGGAUCGACUGCACGUGGACGUCCGCCGUGGUCUAUCAUGGCGGGAAGCAAACGAUCGCAUGAACUUCGUGGGGCCCAACGAGUUCCAGGUGAAAGAGCAGGACCCACUUUGGAAGAAAUAUAUCGAGCAGUUCCAGAAUCCGCUUAUUCUACUUCUGCUUGCUUCGGCUUUUGUGAGCGUCUGCAUGCGGCAGUUCGACGACGCGACGUCCAUCACCGUCGCCAUCAUCAUCGUGGUGACUGUCGCCUUCGUUCAGGAGUACCGCUCGGAGAAGUCAUUGGAGGAGCUCAAUAAGCUAGUGCCACCAUCAUGCAAUUGUCUCAGAGAAGGGAGCCUAGAACACUUCCUCGCUCGGAACCUAGUUCCGGGCGAUAUCGUCCACUUGAACGUCGGCGACAGGGUUCCAGCGGACUUGCGACUCUUCGAGUCGUCAGACUUGGCCAUCGAUGAGUCGUCUUUCACUGGAGAGACCGAACCGGCCGUCAAAAGUGUCCUGCCGAACAAAGCAGCCGCUGGCAGAGUCAAUAAGGACAAUAUAGCCUUCUUGGGGACUCUUGUUCGUUGUGGGAAUGCUAAGGGCAUAGUGGUAAGCACUGGAGAGCGUUCAGAAUUUGGAGAUAUAUUCCGCAUGAUGCAAGCGGAAGAGGCACCGAAAACUCCGCUGCAGAAGUCCAUGGACACCCUUGGGGCGCAGCUGUCCUUGUAUUCCUUCUGUAUCAUUGGCUUCAUUAUGAUCACCGGCUGGCUACAGGGCAAAGCCAUACAAGACAUGUUCACCAUCGGCGUGAGUUUAGCCGUGGCUGCUAUCCCUGAAGGCCUGCCGAUUGUAGUGACUGUGACUUUGGCGCUUGGCGUUAUGCGUAUGGCGAAACGUAACGCGAUCGUAAAGAAGUUGCCCACUGUGGAGACCCUGGGGUGCGUCAAUGUGAUUUGUAGCGACAAGACUGGUACGCUGACGAAGAACGAGAUGACGGUGACGCAGCUGUGCGCGUCGGGCGGGCACAUCGCGGAGGUGUCGGGCGCGGGCUACAGCGCGCGCGGCGACGUGCAGCUGCGCGCCUACAAGGGCCGCGACCUCACCGUCGCGCGCUCCGCGCUGCACUCCAUGCUCGAGGUCGGCGUCCUUUGCAACAACGCGUCGAUCCGCGACGAAGUACUCUACGGGCAGCCCACAGAGGGCGCGCUGCUAGCAUGUGCCUUCAAGAAUGGCAUGCACGACAUACGGGAAGAAUACACGCGUCUCCACGAGAUACCUUUCAGUUCGGAAACGAAAAUGAUGGUUGUGAAGUGUGCGCCAAAGUUCGGGGAUGGUAAACUGAAAGAGGAGGUCUUCGUAAAGGGCGCGAUCGAGAAUGUUCUGCCGCUGUGCACCCACUACAUAGACAGCGCCGGCAACUACGCACCAAUGACCCGCGACAAACAGAACGACUUUCUCUCCGAGGCCUAUAACAUUGGGAGAAUGGGGCUGCGUGUAAUCGCGCUGUGCCGCGGCGCGUCGCUGCAGUCGCUGACGUACACGGGCCUGUGCGGCGUGUGCGACCCGCCGCGCGCCAACGUGCGCGCCGCCGUGGCCACGCUGCGCCGCGCCGGCGUCACCGUCAAGAUGCUCACCGGCGACGCCAGCUCCACCGCGCGAGCCGUCGCUCAAAUGAUUGGAUUGGACGUGUUGCACUCACAGUCUCUCUCUGGCGAGCAGUUGGACUCCAUGUCGGAUGAAGAGUUGGAUAGGAUAAUUGAGACAGUGAGCGUAUUCUACCGGGUAACACCGAAGCACAAACUUGCGAUCGUUAAGUCGCUCCAAAGGCUUGGCAAUAUCGUGGGAAUGACAGGGGACGGUGUAAACGACGGCGUGGCGUUGAAACGCGCAGACAUUGGAAUAGCGAUGGGUCGAAACGGUACGGACGUGUGCAAGGAAGCGGCCGACAUGAUUCUCGUCGACGACGACUUUGCUACAAUAAUAGCGGCUAUAGAGGAGGGCAAGUGUAUUUUCUACAACAUCCGCAACUUCGUCCGCUUCCAGCUGUCGACUUCUAUAGCGGCGCUGUCGCUUAUCGCACUGGCAACACUUAUGGGGAUACCCAAUCCCCUUAACGCUAUGCAGAUAUUAUGGAUCAAUAUUAUUAUGGACGGUCCGCCGGCGCAGUCGCUGGGCGUGGAGCCGGUGGACCACGAGGUGGUGCUGCGGCGGCCGCGCGACACGUCGCGCCGCAUCAUCUCGCGCGGCCUGCUGCUGUCCGUGCUGCUGUCCGCCGCCAUCAUCAUCGCCGGCACGCUCUGGGUCUUCAACCGCGAGAUGUCAGAUAACAAGAUAACCCCCCGAGAUACGACGAUGACUUUCACGUGCUUCGUGUUAUUCGACAUGUUCAACGCUCUCUCGUGCCGCACACAGUCAAAAUCUGUGUUCCAAGUGGGCCUAUUCUCUAAUCGCAUGUUCUUGGUGGCAGUGACUUUGAGCUUGGUGGGACAAAUGCUCGUGAUAUAUUUCCCGCCGCUUCAGCGAGUGUUCCAAACUGAGGCUCUUACCGGCCAUGAUCUCAUAUUCUUAGUUUGCCUGACGUCAAGCGUGUUCAUAGUUAGCGAGAUUAAAAAGUUUAUAGAGCGCACCAUCAAGAAGCGGUCGCACGGAAAGUUCUCGACGAAGGCCCACGACGCCAUGGAUUUCGUAUGA
Parnassius mnemosyne (clouded apollo) is the source of this 2880-nucleotide messenger RNA. The record is from the annotation of a GenBank genome assembly. NCBI's taxonomy places the organism in Eukaryota, Metazoa, Arthropoda, Insecta, Lepidoptera, Papilionidae.